AUGAAGUGGGCGAUUGUCUCAAGUUUAGUGCUCAGCUUGGCUCUUCCUGUCAUUUCUUCUCCUGUCUCUGCGGAUAAUGUACCACACAAGAUAUAUAACGGAGAAGAUGACUACUCAAAGUCUCAAGUACGAGGCGCCAAUGUAGAAAUUGUCUCUUCCCUAGAAGAAAGACAGUCGGCAUUAGAUCUUGGAUCUUUUCCCCUGGCCUUUCAUCUACCACCCAAUUCUGUCAUGUUCCAGGUUGCAGUAAAAGCCACACCUGGUGAGGGAGGAAAAGUAACAGGAUCCAUCAAGGCAAUUUGCGUGGAAUGUUUCACCACCGGCAAUGCAAUCGUUACGACUACUUAUUAUAUGCAAUGCAAUAAAAAGUUACCUGCUAGAGCCUCUAGAGGCCUAGCCGUCCUAUAUAGUCUUAGACUGAACGUGGACGUAAAUGAAAUCAAUCAAUCAAUCGUUACGACUACCGGAGUGGAAACGGAUGAUUCCAUCUUAGGAGACUUUCUACAUUUCCUGACAAACCCCACGGAAUUCAUCGUCGACGCACUCGAUCUGAACCUAAGACUCGGUUUUCUAGGGGUCACUGGACAUUUCGAGAUAGACAUUGCGUUCGCCGUAGCAGGAACUUAUACCGUUCCUAUAUUCACAUCAGAAAGUCUUCUCGGUAUUCAGCUUAAUGACAAAGACUCGAUUGGAUUGAUAUUUGAGAUUGAAUUGGUGUUUACAGUCACUGCACCGGUGGACGUUAUUACUGGUUUUGAAGUAGAAUUCCCAGAUGAUACGUUCAUCAUCCUAAAUUCACUCAGUGGAGAGCUGGUAGAGGAGAACCUGAAAGUAAUCAAAGCGAAAUCCAUAUCGGCAAAAUUCAAGUCCGGAGCUGGAUGCUUCAGUGUAGCUCUCAGAUUCAAACUAAAGGCGGGUACCUCUGUAGAAGUCUUCAAAUUCGGGUUCAAAUUCGAGGCAGGCGCAUACAUAGACGCUCCUCUAUACAAGGCUUGCAUUACUUACCAGCCAGACCAACCAUGCACCCUUAAUUUUAUCGAGAAUUUCAUAAUCGAUGUUGCUGUCUAUGCCGAAGCAGCAAAGACAAUCGACUAUUUAACAUGGGCAGCUGGGCCCAUCUUGGUAUCAACUCUGUACGUUGCGCCGUUGCCUUCAACGUGCUUUAUCAGUACCACUCCAUCAAUUCAGAAUGGUCUUGCAUCUUCGACAACAAGCAAUCCUAUGACUUCAACGCCAGAACUUGAAACAAUGUUGAGUAAGAGUACAUACGAGAUCCCUUCCACGACUAUCCCAUCAUCCUUAACCAAUUCUACAACAUCUUCUUCCUCUCCUAAAGAGUUGAGAAGCAGAACAGAACCUUUCCCCACAAAUUCGAGCAAUUCUACGGUUACAAGGGGGAUUUUAUAUGGUUCCGAUGUCUCGGCCGCAGCGACAGGUACACACAGCGGAGCGAGCUCAGGAACUUCAAUGGUACUAUUUCCAAAUUCAACCAGUGGCUCCAUCUCGCAUACCCGCCCCGUUCAAACAUAUGGCAAUAAGACCGAACCAUCUCCUUGGGGCGCCAUUCCGAUAGCUACUACCGACCAUAUCAUUAUCGUGCCCAUCGAGAGCAAGGAGCAUGAUGAUUCCACAUCUAUUUCAGAUGAUCUUCCAACCAUCACUGUUGAUUCUACAAGUACUUACACCAUCUACAGCUGUGCAAAGGAGGCCAUCUGGUGUCCAUCAACCCUGCUCUUUCCACUGGUUCUGACAAAGACCAUCACCGAAUCCACAGCCACCGGCUCCUCAUUCAGCUCCCCAAUAAGAACCUCCCCCAUUCGUAAAAUUUCAGAUCAACCAUCUCCCACCUCUAACUCUCUCUUUCAUUUUGCUCCACUCCCCGCUAUUGAUCCCUCCCAGUUCACCAGCUCACGCUCCGCUCUGAGCACUAGUACCCCAACCGUCAGCAUCACCGACGAUGUAACAUUCAUCGCUUGCCCCACCCCUAUUAUCGAACAAAUCGAAACCACCAUAAUCUAUUCAACAAUAGGUAUCUCCAUCGCCGCAUAUUCGCCUACCAUCCCCCAAGUCAUCAGCGGUAGCACCUGGUAUGUACCCGGACAAAGCCUAUGGAAUUCACCAGGUCCUGCUACAUCUACUGCCACAACUGGAGAACCCGGAGGACCAGAAGGGUACCCUGGCGUAGCUAAUAACGCUCUUUCUAGAAGAACCGGAACUGGUACGAUUGAGGCAGAUCUGAGUCGUGAUAAAAUCUGA
Botrytis sinoallii is the source of this 2256-nucleotide messenger RNA. RefSeq lists its product as uncharacterized. NCBI's taxonomy places the organism in Eukaryota, Fungi, Ascomycota, Leotiomycetes, Helotiales, Sclerotiniaceae. Bases 1 to 2256 code for a protein of 751 amino acids. The transcript is spliced from 6 exons. The record is from RefSeq and is a predicted model, not a curated record.